Molecule: messenger RNA, 3732 nt
Organism: Rhipicephalus sanguineus (brown dog tick)
Lineage: Eukaryota; Metazoa; Arthropoda; Arachnida; Ixodida; Ixodidae
Product: zinc finger protein GLIS3
Exons: 10
Coding region: 110-3097 (995 amino acids)
Biological process (GO): regulation of transcription by RNA polymerase II
Cellular component (GO): nucleus
Molecular function (GO): RNA polymerase II cis-regulatory region sequence-specific DNA binding; DNA-binding transcription factor activity, RNA polymerase II-specific
Source: RefSeq, a predicted model, not a curated record
UCCAGUUUGUUCGACGGGUCGGCAGCAGCGACAGCGUCGAUCUAGAAGAGUGGAAUAAACGCCGUUGUCAGCCCCUGUCUCUCUGAGGUUGUCCUGUCCAACCUCAAGUAUGGACAGCUGCACCGGUGGACUUCCGGGUGGUGCCAGCGGUAGGGCGCCCACAGAGGCGCGCCAGGUGCCUCUAGUAGGUGCGCCUUCCUCGCAAAUAGGAACUCUCGUUGGAGGUCCGCUGGCCUCUGAAUAUGGACAACAGCAGCCGCAGCGGCAGAGUCAAGACUUGUUCCUCCGGUACCAGGCCGUGUCCAGGAUACCGCACGGCCUGGGUUCAUCACUAGACUACCGAGUACCUCCCGUCAUUCCAUUGCGCGAUGCGCAAGCAGCACUGCCAAGGCCGGCAACCCUGCCAGACCUGUCUCAACUGUCCAGCGGAGCAGAUGCCAGCGGCGAAGAAGAGCACUUACUUCCAUUCCAGGACCAGCCGUUCAAGUGCCUUUCGGAGCGCAGCCGACCUCGAGCCCGGCUGACCCGGUCCAAGGCAGUGACCGCGAUGCACCUCGACCUGUCACCAUCUCAAGACUGCUGUGUUCGAGAUCUUCCCUCCUGCGGCGGCAACGACCCCGUAGUCUCGUCUCAGGGCUGCUUCGUGCCGAGUCCCUGCUCAUCGUACACCUCGGGCCACUCAGCUUCUGUUCCACACUCGGCCAGCCCCGAGGACCCCUUCGACUGCUUCGCCGACUUCCAGGAGGAAGAGUUCUUCGCCCAAGACGCCAUAGUCGGUGACGUGAAGGACUCGGUGUUUGUCGCUGAGAAACAACCCUUCGGCGAAGACCUGAGCUCGCUGGGCCUCUUCGUUCAGCACGACCAAGUGUUCGACGUCGCCAGUCCAGCCGAGUCCCUAGUCAGGAGCGACAACCUCGAGGCUCAGCGGUUCCCACUUCCAGAGGUCUCCGCCUCCAGGGAAGACGUUGGUAGGACUACCGGGAGCGCGAUCGAGGAAGAGUCUCCCGUGGCUGCGCUCUUCGAAGCCGACGAACAGCUCAGGAUGGCGCCAGACGUCGGGUCAAGCUGCUCGGACCUGUCAGCCAUGACCAGUUCCUCUCCCACACUGUCCACGUUCACCAGCAACCGCAGCUCUGCUAGAUCUUCGUUCACAAGCCGUCGGAGCAAGAGGUCACUGUCCAUAUCUCCCACAUCUACGGACGGCAUGGACCUCAACACCAUCAUCCGCUCGUCGCCCACCUCACUCGUAGCGUAUCUCAAUGGAAAUCGCUGUCCUUCCUCCACCUCGGUGGCGUCAAGCCUGGCGACGGCGACUGCAGCCCUGGGUGCGUACGGCCAUCUUUCGGCUAGACCGACCAGUCCACGUGGAAAUGGUCAGCACCGCAUAAGCACGCCUUACUCGCCAACCCUCCUCAAGAUGGCAGCCAAAGAAGAACCAAACUCUCCCUUCGACAACACUGGUUUUGUUCUACAGGCAAUCGAUGAAGUGGACCCGCUGGCCGAUUUCAGGGACUACGACUUCUUGGAACCCGAAGACAAUCUGGCCGUUGUCAAGCAACAAGAGGCCGACAGGGUGCUACCUGUGGCGGUCGUCGCCGAUGGAGCGAGCGAUGGCGCUGGUCCAGCGUCCAGAGUCGUCGACUACGGCGAGGCCGUCGUCGACUCGACUCAACCCCUUCCCAGCGUGGCGUCCCUUCUCGUGGACCUGCAGAAGCCGCCGCCGCCUUCGUACGACCAGCACAUGGCCAGAAAGCUGGCCUUCCAGAAGAUGUACUCAUCGGACAGCAGUCAGCCUUCUAACUACUCGAGCUUUGAGAGCACCGGAUCGGCGGACGCCGCCGAGCUCGCAGAGGUCGACUCGACCACGGGAGGCGAGCUCUUGCCGCAGCAACAACAGCACCCCCAGCAGCCGCGGUCGUACGACUGCCAGUGGAUCGACUGCCGGGCGCUGUUCGACGACCAGGAGAACCUGGUGCGCCACAUCGAGUCGUGCCACAUAGACCAGAAGGUUCGAGACGAGUACACGUGCUUCUGGCAGAGCUGCCCGCGCCGCCACCGGCCCUUCAAUGCCCGCUACAAGCUACUCAUACACAUGCGCGUCCACUCCGGCGAGAAGCCCAACCGGUGCACGUUCGACGGGUGCACCAAGGCCUUCUCCCGCUUGGAGAACCUCAAGAUACACCUCCGAUCGCACACGGGCGAGCGUCCGUACUCCUGCCAGUACCCAGGUUGUCCCAAGGCGUUCAGCAACUCCUCGGACCGCGCCAAACAUCAGCGAACACACCAGGAUACGAAGCCGUACGCCUGCCUGAUUCCUGGUUGCUGCAAGAGGUACACGGACCCGAGCUCGCUACGCAAACACUACAAAAACCACCUUUCUAAUGAAGACACAGCGAGAAAAAAGAUACGAAGCGAGAACGACCCCAACUCAGCUGGAAGUGGCAACGCCGGCAGCACGGCCGACAGUUGCCUCGACCCCUGCCUGCAGCCGGCGUACGCGCUACGCGAUCGACCUAAACUGGAGCAUGCGGACAGCGGCAUCGGGCGCUCUCCCGGCGCCAGCUCUGUGAACGACUGCUGCUACCGGCCAGGUCCUGGGUCGAGAUUGCUGCACUUGAGCCACAGCGACAACGACAUUCGCUGCCGUUCGUCACCUAACAGCCGUUACGCCCGGAGUCCAGGAAUCUCGGAUGACAAGCUGCAUCCUCAGGGCUACCCGAUCCCUCUCUUCCGGACGAGCUCGUUCACGGAGACCUGCCUGCCCCGUAGCCCUACGACCAGCGUCUUGCUCGAAGUGCCCCGCUCGGACGCUCACUUCGAAGGGCAGCAUUUCUCGCUGGAGGUUCCCGUGCCACCGCAGCAGCGGACGUCAUCGAUGGACCAGCCCGAGGACGACAUCCACGAGCCCCUUGCCCCGCACAACAUGCGCGAGCUGCGAGCACUGGAACACCUCGGAGACUCGCUCAGUUCCCGGGAGGACUCGGCCGACGAGGCACCGCCGCUGCCCCUGGACCAGCAGCCAUUGCCCCCAUUUGACGCCUUCUACUCGUCCUGCCUGCUUUUCGAGGAUCCAUCGCACUUCGGAGGGGUGUCUUGAAGACAGCCAGAGUGCCACGUCGCGCAACGUGCAGAAUCUCCACGGGAAACAUUAUGCCACCCUCCGUCCAAGGAUACCGAAGCUACGCCACUCGACACAGCCGUCGGAAAUUAGCGCGCUCGCUGGAAAGUGCUGACGUCACUGCGGCGACCAUCAUUACCCGAUUACCCCGGUGAAAUGCUCUGGUGGACUAUGCUCUCGUGAAGUGCGCUGGCGGGCAACUCUGGUGCAGCUGGACAGUUCUUGCACUGCACCGGAAGCCGUGCGAAACUCAUUCGCUCGAGAGAUGCACCAGAAUAGUCUUGUGCCAUUGUUAUUGUUCUAGUUGUUUUUUUGUAGGUGCCGCAGGCCGUGUGCAGAGGAGAGAACGCCUCGAUAGCGUCUAUUUUAUAUCAUAACAAAAAGUGUACGUUACCCGGUGAUAGACUGCUUGAGACAACUCCUCUGGAGGCUAGGAGUGAAAGUGAAACGCCCUUCACUGGAGGCGAAUGUUACAAGGUAGAACAUCGUCAAAACCCGCCUCACGAUAACGCGAUAAGUGCCUCGCAUCAAUGACCACCAAGAAAAGUUGGUGAAUACGCUCUUGGGAAUAAAUAUGAUGAUGAUGAACAGCCCAUGACAUCUCAAUGGAAUAU